AUGUCGUUCCUCGGAUUCGGCCGCCCGCAGCCCUCGUCGGCCGAGAAGAUCGCCGCCGUCGAGGCCGAGAUGAAGCUCAUGGCCGACAUGAUGAACCGUCUCAACAAGGCCUGCGCAAAGAAGUGCAUCCCCAACAACUACCUCGAGGGCGACAUCAACAAGGGCGAGGCCGUCUGCCUCGACAGGUGCGCCGCCAAGUUCUUCGACGUCCACCUCAAGGUCUCGGACAUAUUACAGCAGCAGCAGCAGCAGCAGAUGGGCGGUGGCGGUUUCGGUCGGUAA
Diaporthe batatas is the source of this 282-nucleotide messenger RNA. RefSeq lists its product as uncharacterized. Lineage: Eukaryota; Fungi; Ascomycota; Sordariomycetes; Diaporthales; Diaporthaceae. The coding region runs from base 1 to 282 and encodes 93 amino acids. The transcript has 2 exons. Gene Ontology annotation, biological process: protein insertion into mitochondrial inner membrane. Gene Ontology annotation, cellular component: mitochondrial inner membrane. The record is from RefSeq and is a predicted model, not a curated record.